Pipistrellus nathusii (Nathusius's pipistrelle) is the source of this 2493-nucleotide messenger RNA. The record is from the annotation of a GenBank genome assembly. Lineage: Eukaryota; Metazoa; Chordata; Mammalia; Chiroptera; Vespertilionidae.
AUGGCGGCGGCGUUUGAAGCCCCGGCGGCCUUGGCUCCCGAGGAGCCCGCUGCGCCCCCGGAGGCUGUGGCGGAGCAUGCGGCGGAGCCCGUGGCCGCCCCGGCCGCGGCCCGGGAGCCCCUCCGCCGGCCGGCGCGGGGCCUGCGGACGGCGCACGACGUCAGCGGCCCGCGGACCCGCACGGGGGACGUGCUGCUGGCCGAGCCCGCCGACUUCGAGUCGCUGCUGCUGUCGCGGCCGGUGCUGGAGGGGCUGCGGGCGGCCGGCUUCGAGCGGCCCUCGCCCGUGCAGCUCAAGGCCAUCCCUUUGGGGCGCUGCGGGCUCGAUUUGAUUGUCCAGGCGAAGUCUGGCACUGGGAAAACCUGCGUCUUCUCCACCAUUGCGUUGGACUCGCUUGUUCUUGAAAACUUAAGCACCCAGAUUUUGAUCUUGGCGCCUACAAGAGAAAUUGCUGUACAGAUACAUUCCGUUAUCACGGCCAUUGGAGUAAAAAUGGAAGGCUUGGAGUGUCAUGUCUUUAUUGGAGGGACUCCUUUACCUCAAGACAAAACCCGACUUAAAAAGUGUCAUAUUGCCGUUGGAUCUCCUGGCAGAAUUAAACAACUGAUAGAGCUUGACUACUUGAACCCAGGCAGUGUACGUCUCUUCAUUCUGGAUGAAGCGGAUAAGCUUUUAGAAGAAGGCAGCUUCCAGGAGCAAAUAAAUUGGAUUUAUUCUUCCUUGCCUGCCAGUAAACAGAUGGUGGCAGUAUCGGCUACUUACCCAGAAUUUUUGGCUAAUGCUUUGGCAAAGUACAUGAGAGACCCCACUUUUGUAAGGCUCAAUUCCAGCGACCCAAGUCUCCUAGGUUUGAAGCAGUAUUACAAGGUCGUCAAUUUGUACCCGAUGGCCCAUAAGAUCUUUGAAGAAAAGGCUCAGCAUUUACAGGAACUGUUCAGCAGAAUUCCUUUUAAUCAAGCCUUAGUCUUUUCUAAUUUACACAGCAGAGCACAGCAUCUGGCUGAUAUCCUUUCAUCUAAAGGCUUUCCUGCAGAGUGCAUUUCAGGCAACAUGAAUCAGAAUCAGCGUCUCGAUGCUAUGGCUAAACUGAAGCAGUUUCAUUGCAGAGUCCUCAUCUCCACAGAUUUGACUUCCCGUGGGAUUGAUGCUGAGAAGGUGAAUCUGGUUGUGAAUCUGGACGUGCCAGUGGACUGGGAGACAUACAUGCAUCGGAUUGGCAGGGCUGGCCGUUUUGGUACGUUGGGAUUGGCAGUGACCUACUGUUGCCGGGGAGAAGAAGAAAAUACGAUGAUGAAAAUUGCCCAGAAAUGUAAUAUCAACCUUCUGCCUUUACCAGAUCCCAUUCCUCCUGGUCUGAUGGAAGAAUGUUUGGAUUGGGAUGUGGAGGUUAAAGCUGCUGUGCAUACAAAUGGUUUAGCAAACGUGCCUAGCCAGCCCCUGAGAAAGCAAAUGCAGAAAAUAGAGAGAACCUCCCAAACUCAGAAGGCUCACGGUAACCACAUGGCUUCUUGUAGAAACACUUCCGUAUCUACACUGUCAGUCAGAUCCAAAAACACCGCCAAACAGAAGCUUCCUGUGAAAAGCCACUCGGAGUGUGGAAUCCUUGAAAAAGCGGAAUCCCCGAAAGCAUCGGGCCGGGCCCUGCCGCUGGAGGAGCAGGAGCAGCAUUCUGCCGAGAGCCCUGCCGACGGCGCCAGCAGCCAGCCCCCCGCCAGAGAGGACGCCCCUGCGUCACUCCCCCAGAUCCCGUGUCUGUCUGCCUUUAAGACCCACCCACCGUGUGCGCUGACGUUCGCGGAAUUGUUGGAGGAUUACGAACACUACCUUAAGGAGGGGCUGGAGAAGCCUGUGGAGAUCAUCAGGCACUACACGGGCCCUGGGGAUCCGGCUGGGAGCCCCCACAAUGGCUUUGUGAGGAGCGGAAUUGCUGAAGAGAGAGCGCGGGCGUUGGCAAGCAGUAGUCAGUCUGGAGACUCCGAGAGCGACAGCGGCUCUUACAGCUCAAGGACUUCUUCCCAGAGCAAAGGAAAUAAGUCCUUCGUGGAAGGCUCUUCCGACAUUCCGCUGAGAGACACGGCGUCGACGCCUGCGGCUGACCACCCGUAUUCGGAACCACCUCUGGAUGGAAGUGACACCCCGAGUCUGGGAGAGUGUCGGGAGUCACCGGAGGCCCAGGCCACGGCGAGGCAGAAAGGGGGGGCUGGCCCGAGGGCUAAGCAGAGCCGCAGGAGUCCUCGGCGCUCCUCCCACCGGCCGCAGGCAGAGCCCCAGGAAGACGAGUGGUCUGGCCGCCAGAGGGACGCCCAGGCCGGUUUUCCUGGGACCUAUCAGGACUACGAGGAGUCCUGGAGAGCUUACUACAGGGCCUGGCACGAGUACUACUCUGCUGCUGCUCAGUCCUAUUACUGGAAUGCUCAGCGGCACCCAGGGUGGAUGGCGGCCUAUCACAUGAAUACCAUUUACCUGCAGGAAAUGAUGCGCGGCAGCCAGUGA